CUCUUCCGAUGCACGGCGCCGACUCCUCGCCUUUUGCUGCGCCCACAAAUCCUGCGACAUGAACUACGCCCAACACCUGUUCGAGGAAAUGCCGAAUCCGGACCCCUUCCUUUGGAACUCCAUGAUAAGGAGCUAUUCGAAUAGCAACUCCCCGGAAGCUGCGGUAUCGAUGUACAUCCACAUGCUCGCGAGAGGCUUCGAACCCAACGUCUACACCUUCCCUUUCUUGCUCAAGGCCUUUACUCGCGACGCGGUGAUCGCGUGGGGCGACGAGCUCCACGCGCACGUGCUCAAGUUCGGUCUUGGCUCAAAUGCCCAUGUGAGGAAUGCAUUGAUCCAUAUGUACGCUUGUAGCGGCGACAUCGAGACGGCCCAACAUCUGUUCGAGAGGAGUUAUAAGAGAGAAGCGGUAAUGUGGAACGCUAUGAUCUCUGGACAUAAUAGGAACAAGCAGUUCGAGAUGUCAUGCAAGAUAUUCGUAGACAUGGUGAAGCAGUGCGUUAGUCCCACUGCAAUCACUUACAUUUCGGUUAUAUCAGCUUGCGCGAAGCUAAGAGAUUUGGACUUUGGUAUACAGGUCCAUAAGCACAUCAAAGAGAGCGGUACACUGCCCAAUUUGAAGAUAGAGAACGCGCUAGUUGAUAUGUACGCUGAGUGCUGUGACAUGGAUGCCGCGUUGAGAUUGUUUGAGGGCAUGAAAACCAGAGAUGUAAUAUCUUGGACGGCAUUGGUUGUUGGGUUUGCGAGGUUGGGACAAAUCGAUCGAGCUAAACAAUUGUUCAAUCAAAUGCCUGAGCGUGAUGCCGUAUCAUGGACGGCCAUGAUCGACGGCUACGUGCGCACCAACCAGUUCAAGGAAGCCCUUGAGAUGUUUCGCGACAUGCAAACACAGGAUUUCAGACCGGAUGAGUUCACCAUGGUUAGCGUUCUUACAGCAUGUGCGCAGUUAGGAGCUCUUGAAAUGGGAAAUUGGGUUAGGGUUUACAUGGACCGACACAAAAUCAAGAUGGAUGUUUUUGUGCAAAAUGCAUUAAUAGAUAUGUAUUCAAAGUGUGGUAGAGUCAAAACUGGGCUUGAGAUAUUCCAUAAGAUGCACGAAAGAGAUAAGUUUACUUGGACGGCCAUGAUCGUCGGUCUUGCGAUCAACGGGCAUGGGGAAGAUGCACUUCAACUGUUCAACAAAAUGCUUAGAGCUUCUGAAUCACCAGAUGAGGUAACCUUCAUUGGUGUUCUUACAGCUUGUGCUCAUGCCGGUUUGGUUAGUAAGGGAAGAGAAUUAUUCUUGGGUAUGAUCACAACCUACGGAAUAAAACCUAAUGUCACACAUUACGCUUGUAUGAUUGAUCUCCUGGGUCGAGCCGGGCAUCUAAAAGAAGCAUUCGAGACCACAACGAACAUGCCCAUGAGAACCAAUUCUGCAAUAUGGGGAACAUUGCUAGGAGCUUGUAGGGUUCAUGGGAAUGCAGAAAUGGCUGAAUUGGCUGCUAAGAACCUUCUUGAGCUGGAGCCUGAAAACGGUACGGCUUAUGUUCAAUUAUCCAAUAUAUACGCUAAGUGUAAGAGAUGGGAUGAGGUGCGAAGACUAAGACAAAUUGUAAUGGAGAGGGGAAUCAAGAAAGAACCCGGUUGUAGUAUGAUAGAGAUGAAUGGGGAGGUUCAUGAAUUUGUGGCGGGCGAUCGAUCUCAUCCACGAAGCGAGGAGAUUUAUACAAAGUUAGGAGAGAUGGCUAAGGAGUUAAAGAUUGCUGGUUAUGUUCCUGAUACUUCGGAGGUGUUACUUGAGACGGCGGACGAUGAGAGAGAGAACGCUAUUUUUUGGCAUAGCGAGAAGUUGGCAAUGGCGUACGGAUUAAUCAGUUCGGAUCCAAGUGUUGUGAUUAGAAUUGUUAAAAACUUGAGAAUGUGUUUAGAUUGUCAUAGAGCAAUAAAGCUCUUGUCGAAGAUAUAUGAAAGGGAAGUAGUUGUGAGAGAUCGGACUCGAUUCCAUCACUUCAGGCAUGGAUUGUGUACUUGCAGGGAUUAUUGGUGAUUCAUUUUGCAUUGAUGGCAAGUAACAAUGUUUGAACCAGAAAUUAAGAUAUGUGUGUAAUUUGUGAUAUUUGAUCCUCAGGAUUUUUUAUUUAUACUGCACAUGAAUGUCAUUACCUCUA
Molecule: messenger RNA, 2150 nt
Organism: Ananas comosus (pineapple)
Lineage: Eukaryota; Viridiplantae; Streptophyta; Magnoliopsida; Poales; Bromeliaceae
Product: putative pentatricopeptide repeat-containing protein At3g15930
Exons: 1
Coding region: 59-2029 (656 amino acids)
Biological process (GO): RNA modification
Molecular function (GO): protein binding; zinc ion binding; RNA binding
Source: RefSeq, a predicted model, not a curated record